UGCCAUUCGCAUGAGAGAGCCUUGGGGCCUUGAUGCGGUUGUAUAAGAGUGCGAUAGCUUUUGGACUCUGUUACUCCUUGACCUUUUAGAUUAAGCACUGUCUGCAGGUAAUCAAACAAGCCGAAGCCUGAUCAAUCACCAGGAUGGCGUCCUCUCUCCGAAGCGUCCUCCGCUUCCUCCUAACAACCCUUCUACUCCUCGGCUCAACCAAUGCCGCUACAUUCUCCAACCCGCUCAAGGAUCCUAACGGUAGCGACCCAUACAUGGUGUACGUGGAUGGGUACUACUACCUAACAACGACAACCUGGACUGACGUCCAGAUCACCCGGGCCACAACCCUAGAAGGUCUGAAGACCGGCGAAGUACAAGUUGUAUGGAGCGAUUCCGAUGCCAGCCGAUGCUGCAGUGUGUGGGCUCCGGAGUUCCACCUUAUUGAUGGAGUCUGGUACCUAUACUACACUGCCGGUAGUUCCGAUACACUCGACAACCAGCGUGUUCAUGUCCUCGAGGGCGGUGCUUCCCCUUGGGACACAUACAGCUAUCUGGGCCAGGUAACCCCAGAAUGGGGCAUCGACGGCACCGUGCUAACAGUCGACUCCCAAAACUAUUUCAUCUGGUCCUGCAUGUCAGAAGACAUCCAAUGUAACUGCAUCGCAACCCUCGACACCCCCUCCACGAUCGGCGAGACUCAUGUCCUUUCCCGGCCAGUCGAGGACUGGGAAACCGUCGAAGUGCCGGUAAACGAGGGCGCUGCGCCGCUCUACCACGACGGCAAUAUAUGGGUAGCGUACUCGGCGUCGUACUGCUGGACAGCGAAUUACUCACUUGCGCUCCUUGCGUAUGACGGCUCUGGCGAUCCUUUGGAUAGUGCUUCUUGGACAAAGUCGGAUGGUCCUGUCUUUGUUUCUGCAGAUGGGAACUAUGGGACUGGACAUAAUGGAUUCUUCACCAGCCCCGAUGGAUCGGAGGUAUGGAAUGUCUACCACGCAACGGCCAUUGCCGAAGGGGCUUGCGAUGGGAAUCGAUACACGGCCGUCCAGGCAGUGAACUGGAACGAGGAUGGGUCCCCGAAUUUGGGCGUUGCGGUUGCUCUAGGUACAGAGUUGGAUGGUCCAUCCUGGGAGUAAGCUGGGCCAAUUGUUAUCCAGGCCUUGUUUGGUUCAGACCAAGCGAGCAUAUAGUAGUUUCAGUAAUAGCGCUAUUCCAAUCGCUGCACAUAACUUUCACAAUGGAAUUCUCAUUCAUGGCCACUUAAAAAGCCCAAUAAAGUACAGGGUAGACUACGAUGGUUAGGUUCCAAACUAAUGCAG
Aspergillus versicolor CBS 583.65 is the source of this 1310-nucleotide messenger RNA. Its product is annotated as glycoside hydrolase family 43 protein. Gene Ontology annotation, molecular function: hydrolase activity, hydrolyzing O-glycosyl compounds. NCBI's taxonomy places the organism in Eukaryota, Fungi, Ascomycota, Eurotiomycetes, Eurotiales, Aspergillaceae. Bases 144 to 1127 code for a protein of 327 amino acids. The transcript has 4 exons. The record is from RefSeq and is a predicted model, not a curated record. Gene Ontology annotation, biological process: carbohydrate metabolic process.